This is a messenger RNA of Phyllotreta striolata, 1089 nucleotides long. The record is from the annotation of a GenBank genome assembly. Lineage: Eukaryota; Metazoa; Arthropoda; Insecta; Coleoptera; Chrysomelidae.
AUGAAGGUGACACUAAAAAAUCUUCAACAACAAACCUUUAUUGUAGACAUAGAACCGACAAAAACGGUUAAAGAGUUAAAGCAAAAAAUCGAAUCGGAAAAGGGGAAAGAUUACCCUUCGGAAAAUCAGAGACUGAUCUAUGCAGGCAAAAUACUUACAGACGAGUCCGUUUUGUCUGAAUACAAUAUUGACGAAAAGAAAUUUAUAGUUGUAAUGGUCACUAAACCGAAACAGCCAGAAAAAACCGAAGGUGGAGAUGGUGCUACGUCUGCAAGUACUACACCUGCUAGUCCUCCCGCAAAACCAACCACCGCUCCUGCAGCUGCAAAGAAAGAGACCACAGAAGAACCGACUCCCGCAGCUCCGAAGAAAGAGGCCACAGAAGAAACAACAACUCCGACACCUCAAGCAGCUGCGAAUAUGCCCGCUAUCAUAAGUAGUGUUGCGGAAUCCGCUUUACUAAUGGGUGAAGAGUAUGAAACCACAGUGAGGAACAUAAUAGACAUGGGGUAUGCUAGAGACCAAGUUGAACAAGCACUUAGAGCCAGUUUUAACAAUCCCGAUAGAGCAGUAGAAUAUUUGAUUAACGGAAUACCUCUAUUAGAAGAUCAAGAAUCUGUAAACGAGACUGCCGAUUUAUCCGGAGUGGACGAAAGACAAUCCGAUACCGAUGACCCGUUGGCGUUUUUGAGAACCCAACCGCAAUUCCAACAAAUGCGGCAAGUCAUCCAGCAAAAUCCCCAGCUGUUGAAUGCCGUUUUGCAACAAAUCGGACAAACCAAUCCUGCUUUGCUGCAAUUAAUAUCGCAGAAUCAGGAAUCAUUUGUAAGGAUGCUCAAUGAGCCGGCUGCUGGUGCCCCAGCUCCUGCUAGCGGAGGAGGAGCUAUUUCUGGUGGUGGCGCACAAGCAGCUACGGGCGGUCCUCCGCAAGGGAUGAUUCAAGUAACGCCUCAAGACAAAGACGCCAUUGAAAGGUUGAAGGCUUUGGGUUUUCCCGAACAUUUAGUAGUACAAGCCUAUUUUGCAUGCGAGAAGAACGAAAAUAUGGCCGCUAACUUCUUACUCUCUCAAAAUUUUGAUGAAUUUUAA